AUGUGCCGGGCUGUUUUGGAUGGCCACACGGACUUCGUGGCGCUGCUGACGGGGCCGAGGUCGCAGGCCGUGGCAAGGGCCCGAGUGAUACUGCUGCGCUCUAGUCUGCGUUUCUCCAUCUCCUACCGGCAGCUGGACCGUCCCACCCGAAUCCGCUUCUCAGACUCCACUGGCAGCGUCCUGUUCGAACACCCUGCAGCUCCGACCCAAGAUGGCUUGGUGUGUGGGGUGUGGCGAGCAGUGCCUCGGUUGUCUCUGCGGCUCCUCAGGGCAGAACAGCUACAUGUGGCACUUGUGACACGGGAGGUCUGGGGGCCCCUCAUCCGGCACCGGGCUCUGGCUGCAGAGACCUUCAGUGCCAUCCUGACCCUGGAAGGCACCCCACAACAGGGCAUAGGUGGCAUCACCCUACUCACUCUCAGUGACACAGAGGACUCCUUGCAUUUUUUGCUGCUCUUCCGUGGGCUGCUGGAAUCCAGGAGUGGGGGACCAGCCCAGGUUCCCUUGCGGCUCCAGAUUCUACACCAGGGGCAGCUGUUGCGAGAGCUCCAGGCCAAUGCCUCAGCCCAGGUGAGCGAAGGACCCAGGUUUCGCUGA
This is a messenger RNA of Myotis brandtii (Brandt's bat), 597 nucleotides long. RefSeq names its product chordin-like. Lineage: Eukaryota; Metazoa; Chordata; Mammalia; Chiroptera; Vespertilionidae. The record is from RefSeq and is a predicted model, not a curated record. The transcript has 9 exons. The coding region runs from base 1 to 597 and encodes 198 amino acids.